Molecule: messenger RNA, 2632 nt
Organism: Poecilia latipinna (sailfin molly)
Lineage: Eukaryota; Metazoa; Chordata; Actinopteri; Cyprinodontiformes; Poeciliidae
Product: kelch-like protein 42
Exons: 8
Coding region: 811-2430 (539 amino acids)
Molecular function (GO): protein binding
Source: RefSeq, a predicted model, not a curated record
UAUUUUAAUAAUUUUAUUAAAUUGAAAGUAGUAUAUAGUUUCAUUACAUAGAGUGGAAUAUUUGUUUGCUCCUGUUGCUAAUGUAAAUUCAGGCUCUUAGAAAGUUUUAAUACAUAAACAAGAAUUUUUUUUUCUUUAUGCAUAAAUGUGGUCCUGGUGGAAAAAUAUGUUAAUCUAUUUUACAGUAUGCACACUCAAUACUUUGUCAUGACUUUUUGCAUGAUCAACUGGCACAGAGAUGAUUAAUCUAUUGCCGUAAUGAGAUGUUAAGAAAGUUCUGGUGGCUUUAAUUUUUAAUAUAAAUAUAAAGUGCCGGAGUGUUUAUCAGCGCUUAUACAGGUUUUACUCUUUAAAUGAAUUUGUGAAAUUUCUAAUUUCUUGAAAUGCACCUGUAUUUUGAGACCCCAGUGAAGACAUGAGGGCAGUCUGGGUCCCUGACACUUGCUCCGCCUACGAGAUCUAAGAAUAGACCCACCAACAUGGACUGCUCUGCUCAAAGAUCGAGAGACUCCCCGGUAACAUUUUGAUCCAGUAAAGAAUGAAAAGAUUUGCUCCAGAGGAUUUUUUUUGUAUCUGUGUUUAUUCUGUUUGUGUAUAUGCUCUUGAAUACUUUAAUGACUUUGGUGUUGUCUUUUGGAGAAAUCAAGCUGACGACCACCAUGCAUCGAGUUUUCCCCUCCCAUUGGACUGUGGUUUUCUUGGACGUGCUAAACUGAGUUAAUGAUUCUGGAUGCUUGAAUUAUUUAUUUUAAGCUGCAUUUGAUCACUGAAUCAAUUUCCCAAACUUUAGAUGAAUGGAACACUCUCAGUAUGAUUAAUGCAAUCGGAAAGUGUUUCAUAAUGCUCGUCGAAUGCUUGAUCUUGUGGUUGAAACAAGGAAUUAAAAGGCUGUUGGGUGCUAAUUCAGUCGUAAACAACUGGAUAGCAUCCACCCAAAUCCCUCCUAGAAGAUUAUAUCAAGCAGACUCAGAGUGGGAAACCAAUGAGGCCCUCCGCACAUAUCCCCUAGGAGACAGAAAUGGAGCCAAGGUUACGAUCCAAACGAGCACACAUGCCUUUCAUGUGGACCUCCAAAGGCUUUCAGAGUGCAGCGAGUACUUCAGAGCUUUGUCCCAGUCCAGCAUGAGAGAAACCUCAGAGAGCCACAUUCAUCUGGAUCACGUGUCCUCCUCCAUUUUCCACAAUCUCCUUGAGUUCUGCUUCAAUCAUGAUUUUAAUGUUCCCCAAGAAGAACUGGGGGUACACAUCCAGGUGGGCAGCUAUCUUCUGGCUGAAGCCUUCGUCUCGAGGUGCCUGUUAGCCCUGGAACAUGAACUCAGUCCAUCUAACUGGUUAUCAUACUUGAGUCUGGCUCAGGAAAUUUGCUGUCUAGAGCUGAAAAACACGGUGUUCGUUUAUUUGAGCCGGAACCUUCUGGAGCUGCAACACGUGAUCAGGUAUCUGCGCCAUGAGGAGAGGGAGGAAGUCAUCAACCUGAGAGCAAAAGGAGAACUGUGCCUGUGCAGCCUCAGGAAAGAAAACCUGACUUCCUGGAACGACCCGGAGACAGAACGUGCCCGGAACAUUUUCACCAUGAAAUUUUCAGAGGACAGUGAGGGCUGGCACUCAGUCACAGAGCUUCCCUUCAGGGCCGAUAAGUGGUGUUUUACCAUCGUAGUGCUGUACAACUACCUGUAUGUCAUAGGAGGCUACAGGCAGCGCAGGAAGAGAGGCUGGGAGUUCACUAUGGCUUCCUUUAGGUAUAAUCCCUUUAACAAUUCGUGGGUGGCUACAUCACCUCUGAUAAAGCACAGAAGGCACUUCAGUGCAGUGGCCUGUGAAGGCUUUAUUUAUGCGUUUGGAGGCUGGUAUUUGGAUUCUCUGGUGUCUCCAGACUCCAGUACAGCUCUGUACACAGCAGUGGAGCGAUACGAUCCAUGGGAGGAUGCAUGGAGGUUUGUAUCCCCAUUACCACUCACUGACUUCCAGUUCACCGUGUCGUUAUCCCAUGACGUCCCCCUCACUGCCAGCCUUGGAGAGUGUAUCUAUGUGCUGGGGAGCAUCCAGAGGACAGGAGAGAAAUUAUUGCUGCAGUACAACACAAAGCAAGAUUCAUGGUCUGAACUGCUUCCCACCUUGACAAGAGCUGAUGUGGACCUUCCUACUCUGUACUUCCUGGGCGCUGCUGACGAGCUGCUUGUGAUUGGUGGGAACAACUCAGGGAAUGUGGUGACAUCAUUCCAUGUAAAAUCAAAGAGAUGGGGGAAGAUCCACAGAACAGAAAGAGUGUCAUAUGCUGGACAGGGGACACUUGUAGGUGACCAGCUUCUGAUGUCCAGUAUUGACCACAACACUGUUGUGAGGCUGGAUCUCUCAACCCUAACCUUUAGGAGGCUCCCACCUUUACUUGUCCCCAUGCGCUAUGAGGCUAUCUUUUACCUUUACUUUUAAUGUUAUAGCUCACUGGUUUACCUAAUAUAUACCUUUGUUUAUGGAAGAAUAAAAGGUCAUUUUAAAUUAUUUAAAUAUUUUACUUUAUUUCAAAAUCACCUUGGCACUCAAUGGGUGUGUUCACACUGAAGCCUGAAAUGACCCAAUUCAGAUUUUUUGGCAAUUCCGAUUUUUUUUGCCGGGGCCGUUCACACUGCCAGUA